This is a messenger RNA of Acanthochromis polyacanthus (spiny chromis), 1528 nucleotides long. Its product is annotated as GTPase IMAP family member 9-like. NCBI's taxonomy places the organism in Eukaryota, Metazoa, Chordata, Actinopteri, Pomacentridae. Gene Ontology annotation, molecular function: GTP binding. The record is from RefSeq and is a predicted model, not a curated record.
GAACCAAAGGAACCAGUCUUCAGGAUGGUGCUGGUUGGGAGAACUGGAGCUGGGAAGAGUGCAGCAGGAAACACCAUCUUAGGAAGAGAAGCCUUUGAAGACUCACUGGGUUUGUCCUCAGUGACGACAAUAUGUCAGAAGGAAAGGGCAGAGUUUGAAGGUAAACGUCUGGCUGUGGUCGAUACUCCAGGUCUGUUUGGCAAAACUGAGGAGGAGGUGAAGAAAGAACUCAUUCGGUGCAUCUUCUUCUCUGCUCCUGGUCCUCAUGUGUUCCUGGUGGUGAUCGAACCAAAAAGAUUCACCAAAGAAGAAGAACAAACUACUAAAAUCAUCCAGACGGUGUUUGGAGAAAAGUCAACAGAGUACAUGAUGGUCCUGUUCACCCACGGAGACCAGCUGGAGCGUAAGAAAGUCUCUACAGAAACAGUAAUCAGCGGAAACAAACAUGUCCGUGACUUCAUCAGUCAGUGUGGUGGAGGAUAUCAUGUCUUCAACAACGAGACGAAGGAUCCCUCUCAGGUCAAAGAGCUGCUGGAGAAGAUCAACACAAUGGUCCAGACAAAUGGAGGAAAGUGCUGCACCAACAAGAUGUUAGAGAGGGCUGAGAGAGAGAUUCAAGAAGAGAUGGACAGACUCCUGAGAGAAAAUCCAGAUUUGAGGUCUGAAGAAGCAAGAAGACAGGCUGAAGGAAGCAACAAAUUCAUCAAGGAUGUUGGAAAAAUUGUUCUUCAGGCGGCUGGAAUGGCUGCAGCAUGUAAGAAGAUUGGAUCUAAAAUAGGUCCAAAGGGAGAAAGAGUGGGAUUUGUGGUGGGAGGACUGGUGGGAGGACUGGUGGGAGUAGUACAGUCAUUAGUAGAUAAUAAUGUUUGUGUCAUCCAGUGAUGAUCAACAUUUAUCUGAUCUCACUGCAUUUUGUUCUUCUCUCACUAUAAUCAUCGUCUUUCUGACAGGCUGCUGUUAGCUAGAAAUUCUGUAGAUCUUCAAUCAUCCUGAUUUAUCCAAACACCUGCAUAUUAUCUGGACCAGUCCCUUCACUCUGCACCUGGUCUGUGAGGAAAUCUCACAGUCAAACCAUUCUGGACACUAAAUGACAGUUCAAAAUCUGUCUUUAAAGAAUCCAAAACCUGGAUAUUCAUGCAAAAAAGACAUUUUAAACAUCAAAUUCUUCAAAAUCUCCAUAUAAGGACACCAGUGUUUCAAAAAUAUAAAUAUUAGUGAAUUAAUGAGUCAAAAUCUGGAUAUGAAGACACCAAAGAUACCAAACUGGAUGUUAAAGCUUCACAGUCAUUGAAAAUCUCCAUAUCAGGACUCCAAAGAGUCAAAAUGUAGACAUGAAGACAUCAAACUCUUCUAAACCUGGUUAUCAGGACAGCAGCCUGUGGGAAAUGUUUUUAUUAUGAAUGCACUAAAUGAUCUAAAAUCUGGAUUUAUAGCUCUAAACAAUGAGCUGAGUUCAGUAAAACCUCUGUCUUUUCAUUGAAUGUCUUCUGUUUCUGUUUAAAUAAUCAUCGAUUGACUGAUUAUUGAU